This is a messenger RNA of Pteronotus mesoamericanus, 2189 nucleotides long. RefSeq names its product TRAF3 interacting protein 2 (gene TRAF3IP2). Bases 134 to 1837 code for a protein of 567 amino acids. Gene Ontology annotation, biological process: humoral immune response; positive regulation of canonical NF-kappaB signal transduction. The transcript has 9 exons. NCBI's taxonomy places the organism in Eukaryota, Metazoa, Chordata, Mammalia, Chiroptera, Mormoopidae. The record is from RefSeq and is a predicted model, not a curated record.
CUGUUCUACUGCUUACCUGGGCCCGGAGAGGGUGGAGGGCGGCAGGAGCGACCCAAGGUAGAGUGACAGGGGAAGGAGGGAGCCCGACCACCCUGUGGCCAAGGUCUGCCCGCCGUGGUUUGAAGAAACUAGAAUGAAUCGAAGCAUACCCGUGGAGGUUGAUGAAUCAGAACCAUACCCAAGUCAGUUACUGAAACCAACCCCAGAAUAUUCCUUGGAAGGGGAAUCAGAACCACCUGCUCCAAAUAUAAGGAACAUGGCACCCAACAGCCUGUCGGCACCCAACAGCUUGUCUGCACUCCAAAUCCCUGACUAUCCCUUAGGAGACUUUUCUCAGGCUCAUCCACACCUGAAACUUUCAAAUCGCCAGUGGCCAGUGUCCCCGCAGAUCACCUGCCUGCGCACGAAAGUCCUGGAGGAGAGUGAAGACAGCUUCUGGAGGAGACAUCCGGACCCUGGCAAGGAUUUGCCCUCGGACUCCUCUGCAGCCAGUGAGUCUGUGGUUGGGGGCCUCCCCCCAGAGCAUCGGUUUUUGUUUAUGGAAAAACGUAAUCAAUGGCUGGGAUCUCAGCUUUCAGCAGCUUCUCCUGACACUGGCCAUGACUCACACAAAUCAGACCAAAGUUUACCUAAUGCCUUAGCAGACUCUCCGGGCCACAGCCAAGAGAUGGUGCAACGGCCCCAGCUCCACAGGAACCGAGCAGCCCCAGACCUGCCGACGAUAGACACGGGGUACGAUUCCCAGCCCCAGGACGUCCUGGGCAUCAGGCAGCUGGAAAGGCCCCUGCCCCUCACUUCUGCAUGUUACCCCCAGGACCUCCCCAGGCCUCUGAGGUCCAGGGAGUACCCGCCGUUUGAACCUCAGAGGUAUCCAGCGUGUGCACAGAUGCUGCCUCCCAACCCUUCCCCACAUGCUCAGUGGAACUAUCAUUACCAUUGUCCUGGAGGUCCCCAACACCAGGUGCCAUAUGGCCACACCUACCCUCGAGCAGCAUACCAGCAAGUGAUCCAACCGGCUCUGCCUGGGCAGCCUCCACCUGGGGCCAGUGAAAGAGGCCCACACCCUGUGCAGAAGGUCAUUCUGAAUUAUCCCCGCCCCUGGGACCAAGAAGAGGGGCCCGCGCAGAGAGACUAUUCCUCCCCAGGGCCCCCGAGGUAUCAGGACCAGCUGUAUAACCAGCCACGUAACAGAACUGGAACUCCUGAGGAGUCCUCAGAGUGUCCUGCAGAGUUGAGACCACAGGGUCCCCAGGCUCCGUCCCCAGCUGCCAUCCCCAGACCCCCUAGUAACCCUCCAGCCAGAGGAACUCUGAAAAUAAGCAAUUUGCCAGAAGAAUUACGGAAAGUGUUUAUCACUUAUUCUAUGGACACAGCUAUGGAGGUGAUGAAAUUUGUGAACUUUUUGCUGGUAAAUGGCUUCCAAACUGCAAUUGACAUUUUUGAGGAUAGAAUCCGAGGCAUUGAUAUCAUUAAGUGGAUGGAACGCUACCUUAGAGAUAAGACAGUGAUGAUAAUCGUAGCAAUCAGCCCCAAAUACAAACAGGAUGUGGAAGGCGCUGAGUCGCAGCUGGACGAGGAUGAGCACGGCUUACAUACUAAGUACAUUCAUCGAAUGAUGCAGAUUGAGUUCAUAAAACAAGGGAGCAUGAAUUUCAGAUUCAUCCCUGUGCUCUUCCCAAACGCUAAGAAGGAGCAUGUGCCCACCUGGCUUCAGAACACGCACAUCUACAGCUGGCCCAAGAAUAAAAAAAACAUCCUGCUGCGGCUGCUCAGAGAGGAAGAGUACGUGGCUCCUCCGCGGGGGCCUCUGCCCACCCUUCAGGUGGUACCGUUGUGACACCCUCCCUCCCCAGGCCAGCGGCGCCAUGGCACGUCUAGGGCCCUGUUCUGACAGGGACCCUUCUAGCUGAGGCUGGUCAGCAGCAUUCGUGGCUGUUUGUUUUCAGUCCCUCCCUGAGGGGUCCUCCAAGCCCAGAAAACCCGUUCUGCAGAGUCGGCUCCCUCCUGGGACCUCCACAGGCCUGUCCGGGAAGUGGAAGCCCCAGCUGCUCUGCAUUUCCCGCUUCUUAUACCCACUGCCUGCUCCUCCUAACAGUCUGGCCCAUCCGUUCUGGGCCUCUCACUGCUUAGAAAGUAGACCACGUAAAUGAUGCUGCAAUACAUGUAAGUGACCACGAACAUCCUUCCAC